Molecule: messenger RNA, 3592 nt
Organism: Drosophila eugracilis
Lineage: Eukaryota; Metazoa; Arthropoda; Insecta; Diptera; Drosophilidae
Gene: SRPK
Product: SRSF protein kinase 3
Exons: 5
Coding region: 347-2653 (768 amino acids)
Biological process (GO): regulation of mRNA processing; protein phosphorylation; spliceosomal complex assembly
Molecular function (GO): ATP binding; protein kinase activity
Source: RefSeq, a predicted model, not a curated record
UUUCCGUAGCAGUUUUUUCCACUUGCGGAUUUUUCGUUGUGCGCGUGUUUUUUGCUCGUUUCAGCUGCAUUUGCGGCCGCUGCGAAACGCCGGCGAUUUGAAAUGCUAUUGGCCUAGACGGCAGCCACUUGCGAAGUCAGAGCUCGAUGGUAUUUUAUACAGUUCGCAGUACGGUCGCACUGGAAUCGUUUUGGGAUUUGGCUUUUAGCAAAGAUUUUUUGUGCUAAUUUUGUGCAAAAAUCGAAGCAGCAGCCGUGUUAAUUGAGAGCAAGUGGGAGCCCGAGCUGUUACACCUGGCGGAAAUAAAGGGUAUAAUAGUAAAAUAGAAGCGACCAGCAGCAGCAAAAUGUACAAGGCUGACGUCAACCGCCGCGUUCUGGCCAUUCAGGCGAAGAAGAAGCGUCAUAAGAACAACAAGAAGCGGGGCAAGCAGAACGGCACUAACCCCCAGGAUCAGUCCAAUCCCGGCCAAAACACGAACCCAAAUCCAAAUCCAAGUGCCCAACCAAAUCGGAGCAGCGAAAACUUGCAGGCACCGUAUAAUGCUAAUAAUAGCCAAGUGGAUGUACCCAUUUCGGACGAAUUUAGCAAGGUCACUGAAACAGCCACAGCUUCCACGUCCAGCGGAGGAUCAGGCGGAACUCCCUAUCAAUAUCAGUCAGAGAAAACGCAGAACACAAAAUCUAAAUCCAGCAAGCAGAAGGAGCAACAGCCACCGCGAAGCAGCUCGAACGAGUCCUUCACAUACGAAGUGAACAGCGAGAUCGAGGAUCAGGAGCUAAAGGAGGACUACUGCAAGGGUGGCUACCACCCCGUCAACAUCGGUGACCUGUUUCAGGGUCGGUACCACGUCAUCCGAAAAUUGGGCUGGGGCCAUUUCUCAACCGUCUGGCUAUGCUGGGAUCUGCAGGAGAAGGGCUAUGUGGCAAUAAAGAUUGUCAAGUCAGCGCCGCACUUUGCCGAGACGGCCAAGGAUGAGAUUAAGAUACUCAGGAAGGUGCGCGAUAAGGAUCCGUCAAAUCCACGCCGUCAGAAGACCGUCCAGAUGCUGGACGAUUUCAAGAUCACUGGCGUUAAUGGCACUCAUAUCUGUAUGGUGUUCGAGGUGCUCGGAGAUAAUCUACUGAAGCUUAUCCGCAAGUCAAACUAUUGUGGCAUCCCGCUUGGCAACGUAAAGUCCAUCACCCGCCAAAUACUGGAAGGACUCGACUACCUCCACACCUGCUGCAAUAUUAUUCACACGGACAUUAAACCCGAGAAUGUACUCUUGUGUGUGGACGAGCUGCAUGUCCGUUCUCUGGCUACCGAAGCGACCCAGCUGUACUGCAUGAACUCCAAGAUGUAUCCCUCAUUGGUAAGUCGAGCGCCCAAGGAGUAUCGCGAGCCACCCAUCAAUGGAAAAAUGAGCAAGAACCGAAAGAAGAAGCUCAAAAGGAAAGCUAAGAAGCGCAUGGAACUGUUUAAGAAGCAGCAAGACUACUUGGAACAGGCCGACGGUCAGGCGGACAUUGGCGUAAAUAAUCGUAAUGAGAUGCGGAACGGCGAUGCUGGCAUCUCCGAUGAGGAAGAAUUCUUUGACGUGAAAGAAGAGCCGGAACUCAAUGUCGACGUCGACGAAGAAAUGGCUGCUGGGCAGCGACAAGAUCGAAAGGUGCGUCCAGCAGCGGCACAACAACAGGAACCUACGGCUGGGGACGCUGACAAAGCCAAAAAGAAGAGGAAAAAGAAGAACAAAAACAAAUCUAACCAGUCGCAAGGGCAGGAGCCUCCACAACUGGAGAACUCGACGAGCAGCGGCGAGAGUAGCAGCGCCCUAAAGAGUCACCAGACUAAUGGAAGUAGUAGCAUUAGUAACAGCAACUCGAGCGGAACUUUAAAAGGACAAUCAAACGGCAAGAAAAUGCCGUUGCGGCCGAAACAGGAGAAAGAAUUGAAAAAGCAGCAGAACCAGGGGCAGUCAUCGAAUCAGCAGCUGAACAACAAUAACUCUAGCUCUAAGCCCAACUCGAACAGCAAUUCGAAAAUCUCAAGUGGAUCCGCGGAGAACUCAUCGUCGGCCACCAAUGGACCGUAUUCCGAGCCCAUGCUGCCACCGCCUCCUCCGCCACCGCAAGCAAAGCCCAGGGCCAAACGUGACCCGGCGCUGGAGGAAUGCAGUGUUUAUGUUAAGAUCGCCGAUUUGGGAAAUGCGUGCUGGGUGGAUCGUCACUUCUCAGAGGACAUUCAGACGCGCCAGUAUCGCUCACUAGAAGUGAUUCUCGGUUCCGGCUAUGACACAUCGGCAGACAUUUGGAGCACUGCGUGCAUGGUGUUUGAGCUGGCCACUGGCGACUAUCUUUUUGAACCGCACUCAGGCGAUACCUAUUCCCGCGACGAGGACCAUCUGGCCCACAUCAUCGAGCUGCUUGGUCCCAUACCCCGCCACAUUGUGUUCCGUGGCACCUAUGCCCAGCAGUCGUUCAACCGGAACGGCGAACUCCGAAACAUCAAUGGCCUCAAACCCUGGGGCCUUAUGGACGUUCUGCUAGAGAAGUACGAGUGGUCGCAAAGCGAAGCGGAAUCAUUCGCUUCGUUCCUUAAGCCAAUGCUGGAGUUUGAUCCGGCUAAGCGAGCCACCGCCGCGGAGUGUUUGCAGCACCCGUGGCUUAGAUAAGAUACGAUGCAGCCUGGUUGUUGGAUGCGUGCCACCCAGCCAGCAACAGCAGAUAGAGCGGGGGCACGAUCAGGAGCAGGAGCAAGAGUAAAAGCACUAAGAGCAGGGUCCCCGGCGGCAACGUUAGAGGGAAGAGUUGGUGGGGGCUAUAUGGAAUCUUCGGCAUCGGUGGCUACUUUGGCUUCCAUCUCGUCAAUCGCUUCCACAUCGGCAGCAGCAAUGGCGGCACUGAAAGCCCGUCCUUAUUUGGUUGCACCAUUCGUAACCACAGCCUCAGCACCACCCACUCCACAGCCCCAUGCAUCCAAUUCAACGAGCACAGCCCGCACAGCACCAGCCACACCAACACGUCGAAGCAUCGCUCCCGAAGAGGAUCCAGACUUAGUAGAAGAAUUUGAUGCGGCCCUUGCUCAAAUGGAAGAGCCGCAAACACAUGCCAAGACCAAGUCGCAGCGGUUUUUUUGGCGAAAGGCGUUGCGGCGAGUCUUCCAGCGCCGUAAGUGACGGCGUCGCCGGCAGGACCUGCCCCGCUGGCAUCGUCCCGCCCGUCGCUGUCGUCGUCGCAACCUGGCCGAACGGGUGAGGCGCAUUUGCGCCUGCUGUGCCUACGGCCAGAUCCUGCUGCGUGCAGCCCGCGUGGCCCUGCUCAGCUGCAUCCGCUGGCGAACCCGUGGCAAUAUACGCAACAACAAUUUUUACUUCAGCAACCACUAAAGCAUCCGAAUCAGCAGCCAGCCAGCCAAGCAAAAAGUUGUGUCCAGACCAGCAGUCGCUAAUCUCCGUGCUCCUGCUAACUCACGAGUUACGUUUAAUGUUAAUGAAUAACCAUUCGAUUUAGUUUUACACAAGCCAGCGCUUAAUUUAUUUCCUGUGUUUUACAUCGACAAUUAGACUAUUUUUGUUGCUACUUAUGAAAUUAUAAAAAUGUAUUACCGUCUA